Acanthamoeba castellanii str. Neff is the source of this 2109-nucleotide messenger RNA. RefSeq names its product Armadillo/betacatenin-like repeat domain containing protein. Gene Ontology annotation, molecular function: protein binding. The transcript has 19 exons. Lineage: Eukaryota; Discosea; Longamoebia; Acanthamoebidae. The record is from RefSeq and is a predicted model, not a curated record. The coding region runs from base 1 to 2109 and encodes 702 amino acids.
AUGGCGGUGGAGAGCUUCUAUGAAGCUGCAGAGAGCGCUGGUGGCGGCGAGGAAGGCGGAAGUGGUGACGGCGGCGAUCCAAACAAGAGGGUGAGGGGCAGUUUGACUCUUCGCGCGCAGCUCCUGACCUCUCGUGCCGCUGCGGCCAAACCUGCCAACGCGGCCUUGGACUUGAGCAGCAAGACCAACCGCGAGCUGGUGGAGCUACUGCGCCACAGGGACGAAGGGAUGAAGCUGGCCGCGGCGAGCGUGCUGGAGAAGAAGGUGUGCGGCGUGCUGGCGACUGACGUCGCGCGCGUUUCGGCCGUGGAGGAGCUGACUAAGAAUGGCCUUCGGCCGUUGGUUGAGAUCCUGACCGCCACCGCCUCCAGCACACAGCUCCUCUACAAGACCGUCGUUAUCCUCAUAGCCAUCUUCAACGGCACCGAUCGCCUGCGGCAGGUCGGAGGAUUGGGUCCUCUCCUGAGCCAUGUGUCGUCCGAGGAUAGCGCGCUCGUCAAGCAGCUCCUGGUCCUCAUCACCGAUCUCGCCCUCAAUGAGCAAAACCAAGACGGGUUCCGCCGUACGGGUCUGCUCGACAAGGUGGUGCCCACUCUGGCUCACCCAGAUCCCGAGGUGCGCCUCUCUGCUGCCGAGGCCCUGGUCAACCUCUCCGUCUCCGUCAAGAAUCAGGAGACGAUCGCCAAGGCCAAUGCUCUGCCCCUGGUAAUCCAGGCGCUGAGGUCCGACGACGAUCAUUUCCAACUACAGAGCCUUCUCCUUCUUCACAACCUGUCCCAGUGCGCGAUGGCCAAGGCCAACUUCACCAGCGAGGACCUGGCGCUACUGCUCACCUUCGCCGAUGCGCAGAAGCUGGGCCAGGAGCCCAAGGAACGCAAUCUCAUCGUGCAGCGCUACACUCUCGCCACGUUGGCCGGAUUGGCCAGCUUCGAGAAACACCAGCACAAGAUUGGAGAGCUGGGUGCAGUCAAGAUGCUGCUGCCGUUCCUUGAGCUCGUGGAAGGCCCCGUGCCCGUGGACGGCGAUGUGCUGUCCAGCGUGCUCGAAACCUUCGACCACCUACUGAACUUGAAGGACAAUCAGUACAUGUUUUUCCAAGCCAACGGGCACGAGCGCGUGUUGGCCAUCUUGCGCAAGCCACAGGCCUUCAGCGAGUCUGUCGUCAUCGAAGCCGCCUCCAUCGUUGCCCAUCUGUCCUCCUCCUCGAACAGCCACGUGUUUGGCUCCAUCGGCGUCAGGCAACUCAACAACCUGCUCGACAUGUACCCCCAGAACACAACCAUGCAUCUCCUGGUCGCCAAGACCUAUGCGUCGCUUUCCCAGGACGGACACAGCGCCCGCUUGCUGGUUGCGAAUCAGGCCGAGCUGGUGUUGGCCAAGUUCAUCCUCGAAUCCCGCACGAAGCAGGUGCUCGAGCACGCCUGCCUGGCCCUCUCCAAGCUCGCCGGAUUUGAUUCCGUGCGCGCCUAUAUUAUCCAGUCCGAGCUGGUGCGGAAGCUGAUCUCUCUGCUGGGCUACAGCGAUCAAUCUCUCGUCGCUCCCGUCACCACCACCCUUGGUCUCGUGGCCGUCAAGGAGGAGGGCAUGGCGGCGAUCAUGGACUACGGCGGUCUCCUGCCUCUCAUCACGCUGCUCCAGUCGCAGGACACCCGCAUACAGGAGAUGGCUCUGACCGCCAUCGGCAGGGUGGUCCUGGCCGACCAGUCGAGCACCAACAGGCAGGAUCUUGUGUACCGGGGCGGGUUGAAGGAGAUGAUCGGGCUCAUGACCUCGUCGAGCCCGGCCGUGCAGCUGCUCGUGCUGGGCAUCCUCAAGGCCCUCGCCAAAUACGAGGACAUGCGCGAACCGUUCCAACAGGGAGGGCUCAUGGAAAAGAUCCGCCUCCUCGCCGACCACCCCAACGUGCAGAAAGAGAACUCGAAUGUUAGGCAGACGCUGCGUAUGCUGCUGCUCGCGGUGAAGACCCUCCUGGACGCCCCGCCCACGCCCGUUUCCGUGCCCUCCUCGCCCAUGCUCAGUGCCCUCAACUACACACCUGAGGAGAUGCAGAAGCUGGACACGGUUUCGUUCACAUCAACAUCGCAGCUGGUACGCCUCUCCGCCUCCUGA